GCCCAGCUCAUGCAGAGACUACUGUGGUCGUCGGUGCGGAUGGAUUUCAGCGAUGCGACCUCGCAGAAGGUGCUCGGCGAGGUGGCGUCGGUGCUCCGGCACCUGACGAGCCCGAAACUGCUGGCGCCGGGGCUGAGGCAGCAGGCCACCGAGUGCCUGCAGCAG
Prorocentrum cordatum is the source of this 165-nucleotide messenger RNA. Lineage: Eukaryota; Dinophyceae; Prorocentrales; Prorocentraceae. The record is from the annotation of a GenBank genome assembly.